Parus major (Great Tit) is the source of this 7067-nucleotide messenger RNA. RefSeq names its product tenascin-N. NCBI's taxonomy places the organism in Eukaryota, Metazoa, Chordata, Aves, Passeriformes, Paridae. Gene Ontology annotation, molecular function: protein binding. The record is from RefSeq and is a predicted model, not a curated record.
AGGGUCAGCUCUUCCUCUGAGUACCUGCCAGAUGAAUUUCCAGGACUAGCUUGCCUUACAGUGGGUGUGUUGCUGUGCUGUGCUCUCCAGACAUCUGCUGUUCACCAUCCUGCAUCUCAUAACUGCACCAGCAGUGCUCAAAGAAUAUCCUUGAGCCAGUCCUGUAAGACUGACCUGCCCACAUCCUCCCAAAUUAAAUCUAAAGCAAAUCCAUUACAGCAUAAUGAGAAUAGUAGGGUGCAGCUAGAUCCUGGAGAGGCUGAGGAAAGGGAGCAGAAUAUAAUCUUUAGGCACAACGUCGAUGUGCACCCACCCACACGGAACUGUGAAAUUUGACCCACGUUAAGGAUCUCUGAAAGGGUGGAGAAGCUUUAGAAGGAAGUGGCAGAGCUGAAGGAAGUUUUCAGUCCUCAGAAGUGCUGUUGGGAAAGCCAAGUUUCUUGUGUUUUAUUUUGUCUCAUCCGUGUAUCACACUUGCAGUUGUGCAUUGUGGUGUUGUUCUGGCCGGGUGUGCCUUGCUGCAGUUGCCGUGGUAAUGCUGGGAAGUGUGGCUGUGAUGAGCCUUCUGGUGAGGAUUGCAGCCUUCAGGUGUGCCUGGAGAACUGUAGCAGCAGUGGGAUCUGUGGCACAGCCAAAGGGGUCUGCCAGUGCCACAAGGAGUUCAUUGGACAGGACUGGAGUGAGAAUCAAUAUCCUAGGGAUGGCAGUGGCAAUGGGUUCUGUGACACAGGAGUGUGCUACUAUCACAAUGGCUUCUUUGGCCUCAGCUGUUCCAAGGGAAAGACACCUGAGAUCCUUGCUCCCCAGAAUAUGCAGUUGCUGAACUCCACAGAGAACUGUCUGUCUGUCAGCUGGGAUCCUGUGACUGAUAUGGACAAUUAUCUCCUUACCUAUUAUCUGUCUUGGUAUGAAAUGAUGGUGAAACAAAUCCAUGUGCCCAAAGAGCAGCUCAGCCAUGAGAUUACUGGUGCCAGGGUGGAAUCUCACAAUGUCAAACUUCCAUCACAUGUGAAGGGGAUUGCCAGUGAGCCCAAGCAUCUAGAAGCAAGUACAGUCCAGUCUGCAGUCAAUGUCAUCUGGGUGCCAGAGGAGAUGGAGUACUCCCUGGAAGUGGAGUGGGUGAACCCAUCAACAGAUGUGCAUUACUACAAGCUGAAGUUCAGAUCCCUAGUGAAGAUGGAUGAGAAGCAGGUCAUGGUGCCCAAAAACAAUGAUACAUCCUCACUGGUGAGCCUGAAACCUGUAACAGAACAUGAGGUCACUGUCACACCUGUGAAAGACAGCACAGAAGGGAAACCAUCCUCAGUGACUGGCAGGACUGGUAUCCCAACCGACCUGAUAACCGACCAAAGGACAGAAGAUACCGCCACUGCCUCAUGGAAUGAAGUGGAGGCUCCCUUAGACAGGUACAUGGGGAGAUACACCUCAGCUGAUUGAGACACCAAGGAAAUACAGGUGGGCAGUGCAAAUGACAUGAUCACCUUACUGGAUCUGAGUCCUGACAUGGAAUAUGUUGCUGACAUCUGCUCAGAGAAGGGGCCCCAGAGGAGCAAGAAGGCAAGCACCAGAGCUGUGACAGUAAUGGACAGCACAAGAAGUCUGGUAACUGGCCAAGAGACAGAGGACUCAGCCACCAUCUCCUGGGACAGAGUCCAAGCUCCUGUGGACAAGUAUGUGGUGAGCUACACUUGUGCUGGUGGGCACACUAAAGAAACAGAAGUGGGGAAGGACAGGAGCAUUACCACCCUUCCAGGACUGAAGCCAGGAGUGAAAUUCACUAUCCAUCUCUGGGAAGAGCUGGGGAGCAAGCAGAGUAAGAAGGCAAGCACUGACAGAGUUGACUUUUCUUUUUGCAUAGAGAUUGAUCCUCCCAAGAACCUCCAUGUGUCAGGUGUGACUCAUUCUACUGAUGUAGUUACCUGGACUCCUCCCACAGCACAGAUUGAUGGCUGUUCUCUGACCUACCAGGGUGAAGAUGGUACAAGCAAAGAAGUACAUCUGGGUCCCAGCAAAUAAUUGUUUGUGCUAGAAGGGCUGGAACAAGGAAUGAGGUACACUGUCUUUUUGAUGGCCUACAAGGGAGAUUGCCUGAGCAGAAGGAGUGCAAAUUCUCAACAGGUAGCAACUGGCAUUGGAUGUUGCAUUUUUCCCACGUGCUCUGCAGCUGUUGUGCAUCACAGCAGAGAUCAAAGACAGAGUUUGCGUCCUAUGGAUGAACAGGGAAGCAGUGAUCAUAAUGAAACCAACUGGCAAAUCAGUGGCGUUAUUCCUGGCUGGGUGUCUGUUCUCAGCCACACCAUCUGGAGGCUUGGGAACAUGUGCAGCUGGGCCCUGUGUGAGUGCACAGCAGGAGCUGCUGCUUUCUGUACUUCUGUUCUAGAACCCUUGUCCAUAGAAGCUUCCCAAGGGGUAGUGCCUCCUCCUGCUUUGCUGAGGGACAGUUUUUCCUGCUCUGUUCACACAGUCAGCUUCCUCUACCUGUAUCCUAUGGACUGCAGCCAGGUACAGCAGAAUAGAAAUGCCUCCAGUGGCAUGUACACCAUUUACCUGAACAGGGAUGGCAGCAGGCUGCUGCACAUGUACUGUGACAUGAGCACUGAUGGAGGCAGGUGGAUACUGAGUGAGGCUCUGCUCCUCUUCCUGCUUUUUGAUAAAUGUAAUCACAUGGACAUGACACAAAUGUUGGUUGAGGCUCCUUUCUCUCUGCUGAACUCCUGUUUUGACAAGCUGCACUACCUCAGGGGCUGCAGCUCUUUCUGCUAUGAGCUUGUGGAUUUGUGGACAGCCAGGGAAUCUGUCUCUGCUGUCUAUGAUUUCUUCCAGGUUGCCUCAAGGCUGUCACUAGGGAAUUACAGAGGCAAUGUUGGGGUUGCAAGGACCUACCACAAUGGCUGGAAGUUCACAAUGUGGGACAGGGACAAUGAUGUGGCUCUCAGCAACCAUGCCCUGAUGCACCAGAGCACGUGGGUAAAGAACUGCCACCCAGCCACCCUCAGUGGGAAGCACAGGGAGAGAAAUCACAGGGAGGGUGUGAACUGGGAGUCAUGGAAAGGACAUGAAUUCUCCAUCUGUUUUAUGGAGAUGAAGAUUCAUCCUCAUUCUUCCAAUGAUAAGCCAGUCCUGGGGAGGAGGAAGAAGUCUUUAUCAGAGAAGAGGAAAAGAUCAGGGCUUAAAUAGAAAUCUGUGCAGACCAAUACCAAAUCGAUUCAGUAUUUCUUAACAAAGUUUGAUUCAGACAGCUUUCUCCAAUACAAAGGAGACAAUAGCUGACCUAUGUGGGAUCCUGGGACAUCUGGAUCUGCAAACCUGCUACCAGCAUUUGGAGCUCCUGGUGGGUGAUGUUCCAGAGAAUAGGAGGGGGCCUGUAGGGGCAUCAUGCUUGUAGAUACUCUGGUUGGCUAAGCAUGACAAGGACCUGCUUGAUCCAAUACAUCAAAUUCUAUGAAUUUUGUGUAAAGCAAGCCUCAACACAUGUUGUUCUUUCUGAAACCUGGGCUGCAGAUUCUUCUUAAUUCUGUUUUUCUCUGGUGCCAUCCACUUCAGACUUACAAAAACAAAUUUGAACCUACUAACAUAUAAUAGCCCCCUGAUUUACAUCAGAGUGAAUUUUUCUGAGACUAUCACCUCUCCCUGUUUUGGUCUGAAGUCCUCCUCGUUAUUUGGACACAUUCCCUGUUCUUCCUGCAGAAGUGGGUUUUGGGAAAUACUUCCAGUCUGCUGGCAAGGCUCAUUAACCCAUGUGUGUUCUGUAGACUGGGUUCCAGUGUCACAUCUCUGCAGGUUAAAAUCUUGCUAUUUUGCUUGUGUCAUGUUUCCCAGCCCAGAGAAAAACCUAAGGAGAUGUGUAGUAGAUUGAUGUUCACACCCCAGGGUGAGGGCCAGGACAGGGUGAAUGUAAAGGUCUAUCCUCCUCCAGGCUCUGCUCACCAUCCCAGACCUGCCUCUCUGUACUGCUUGCUUACAGACAAUUAACCAAAUUCCCCAUGCAACUGUUCCAUCUGCUGCUUUCUGCUUUUUCAUCAGCAGUGUGGCAGGUAGUGAUGCUGAAAUGAUAACACUUGUCAUAUACCCCUAAAGUGAGCAUUUCUUGGAGAUAAACUGAUCCUCUGUGCCUCAGUGCAUGGUUUCACAUUUGACUGCUUUUUUUUUUUGCUUUUUUUUUUCUUUUUUCUUUACUCACAGCCAUAAAGGUGAGGUUUAUUUUCUUUCCCUGAGAAGAUAUUAAAAUUCUGGACAGCCAGCUCCAGCCAGGGAAGAAGUAUGAUCUAAACAAAUGAUGCUUGCUCAAAGGCUUCCUUGUCUGAGCACACUGGGACAUGGUUCUCCCAUGUCUUAAUGGCCUUUUCUAUUGCAGUGCCAAGCUGAGUAAUAUAUUUUAAAGAAUCCUUCCCAGACUUUGGAGAAAGUAAUAAAAUCCCAAAUAAAGGAGGUCAUUAAGUAUUUCUGUCUUCUUUGCUUUGGGUGGUGGAAUUAUUUUUCUUCCUGUUUAAGUAUUUUGCACAAAGAGUAGAAGCAUAUCCAGGCCUGGAGUGGGACUGUGCAGGUUAGGUCUUUGGGGUGCGCUCCAAAACAGGGAUGGGGAUUGUGCUGUCUUUGUGACUUAACUCUGUGAGGUGUUUAACUGAUCUGUGCUUGUUAGGACCUGGCUGAGGAGAGCCAGCUAGAGAGUUGUCUCUCAGAGGUGAGGACUAAAUUCUUCACUAUACUGUCAGGACUGUUCCUCUUGGGUGGACAGGUGGGCAGAGACUGGUCUGAACUGUGUGAGGAUAUCCAAGCCCUGGUUUGGGGGAAGGAGGAGACUAAUGGUGAGAGGAGCAGAAAGGAAAAUUGCACCUGAAGUGUUUUGCAGGCUCUGUGCUAAGAGCAUGAGAGAAGGACAUGGGAGAGCGAUAAGGGCUCUUUAUUGUGAAGUGUUUUCUCCCUGUUGCCCACUUGUCUGUAGGCAAGGACAGAUUUUAGUUUGUUAUUCAGCUAAAGGGCUCAGUGAAGUCAUCAGGAAGGUGACUGAGAGGGAGAGGAGGACUAGUCUCACACACAGGCACUCUAAACAUUAAGUAUAUGCUCUAAAAAACAGCAGGCCUGAUUGUUACCUUUGACUUUUUCCUGUGCAGCAGCAAAACAUAAUCCCAUUCUAAAGCUGAAUCCCACCUGGGAGCAGGGAUUCUUCUCUUAAGCGGUAUAAGCUCUGUUUUUGAGCUAAAGGCAAAUGAGGCACCUUAUUUGCAGUUUCUGAGGAGAAUCUGUCACUCCUAAUGCACCUCUCUCAGCAGGAGGGGCAAAGUGUCAGCUUGCUGCUGGAGAACCAUCGCAGAAAGUCAGUAUUCCCGAACAGCCACAGGAUGGCAUUGUCUCUUCAUGCAGGAGACACUUCCUGGUAUCCAGCUGGCCUCUGUGAAAGGACCUUUUGGGGGUUAACUAGAGUCGGUGCUACAGCCUGGGAGGCUGGAACUGCUCAGAUAAUGCAGUUUGUUUGCCUUGAGGAACUGGCUGUUCUGGUUUCAAGGCUCAGGAUGGUCGGGGCAGUCCCAUAAAAAUGUCAUAUCCCUUUACUACCCUUGUUUUGCUGUAAUAUGUGGCCCUGUAACAGUGAUGCUGGAGAGCCAAUACAUUCUCAAAACCUCUGCCUGUGAGAUCACUUAAAAGUUGAUAUACUGAUUUGUGACACACCCAAGGCAGAAUUUAAAUCCCUGAAGGAUCCUCACUGCAUUGGCAUUGCUGUACUGAUGAGGAUUGUCCUGGAGCUGGGUCCUACCAGGCAGGACCCAUCUGUUGUGAUAUAUCUGCUGUUUCUGUGACCCCAGAGAAAUGUUACUGUAUUUACCCGGGAAGAGAAGGGUGAGGAUGCCUCUUCCCAGAGAUUCUGUAUUGUUGUGAUUUGGAGAGAAGCCUGAAGUGUCUUACUGCACUGGAAACUUGCUUGGAAAGCAGUGCUGUUACUUUUGGUCACUGUUCUAUGCUUUGCUGGCGAAAUAAAUGGUGGAAUGGUCAGUGAGGAUCCAAUUCUUCUGUCAUAGAGAGAUUUAAUGGGUAUUUUUUGCUUCCCUUCAAUCUUUAGACUGUUAAACUUCAUCUCAGCCACUGCAUAUUUCUAACCUAGGACCUUGGAACUAUCCUUUCCCCUUGCAGCCCAGAUUACCCAAGAACACCUUGCCCUACAUCAUGUCUAACAUCUGGAGAGAAGCAAGAAUCUCCUUUCUUCUCCAGGAAGUGGGCCUCUGCCUUUUCUAGCUGUUCAUCACUAUGGUCCUGUACUCCUUUUUCACCAGUCUCUUCCAGAGCCUCAGCUUUGAGGACAAGGGACAGCUUGGUGCCUCAUCUGGCUGAGAAGCAGGGGGUUUUUUUGCCCUCAUGGAGGCAGAGCUCCAUGGUGUAGGAUUUGAAAAGGCUGCAAACACCAUGAAAUACUUGUCUGAUAAAAACCAGCUGGGUUUAACUAGUCCAUGCUGCUGAUCCUCUGUAAGAAAAAAACCAAACCUGCAGCCCACCUCCCCCAGCACAAACACACCUUUUGCUCUUCCCACUACUUCUUGCCCUUGGGUAGAGAAGCUUGGCUGUGCUCAUUAACAAAGCAAGGCCAUUAACUUAAGCUGUUUCUUUACAAAAAUGUCUCUAAGCUGCACAGCCUCUGCCACUGAGCUCUCCUCUACUCAUAUCUAGGGCCAGGACACAGGUACAAGAAAGAUUUCCCCAGGAAAAUAAACACAUGACUAAGAUUGAGAUACAGUGUUUGUUUUCAGUUUAAGAGUCAUUUAUUUUUGGUUUAAAAAAAAAUUGCACAAACUUUUUUUUUGUUGUUGUUCCCUGUUGCAUAGACUUAUUUAGGAAAAUUGAAGGUUGAUACUGAAAUGCAGUUUUGGGAGGCAGGGCUGGGGUGUUUGGAGAGCAGGGACUGCAGUGGAGUUUCUGUAUGGUGCACGUCUGCCCCCUUGGUAAUGUGAGUGCUGCAGGGUUUUGCUGGUGGCUAACAGGUUCUAGUGCACCUCAGGCUGUUGCUGCCCUUUUGCUUUUUCCUUCAGAAGCAGACAGUUCAGUGCAUGGUUUGGCUCAAACAGUGGACACCAAGGAAG